GUUUACGUCGAAAAAUUGGGCAAUUGAUAUUAAUGGCGAGUCACUGAAUAUUUUGAUCACCAAAGGAGGUGGGUGCCACUACUUCAAGGCAAUGUAUGAGAAAAUCCAGUUCGAACUGCUGUGUUCUAUCUCAAAUGAGUGAUUCUGCAGUGGUUGUCGAGCAGACGACGCUGUGUUAAAAUUGUGUUAUGUAUUGUUUUGAUGUUUAAAAAUUUUAUUUGAAAAUCGUGUUUUUAGGUAACUGUGGUAUUGACGAUACAAGUUCGGACUGAUUGUGACUAAUUUAAUCGUGAUCAAAUAAAUGUCAAAUUUAAAAUAUGUUGGUUUGCAGACAGAGGGCUGAAUUGUUGACUAUCAGAAAGUUAACGAGGAUUUAUCUUCAGAUUUUUAAUAUUUUAUAUUUUUUGUUUAUUAUUUUUUGUUUGAUGGUAAAUGCCACGGAACCUCUUUCCGAACUUGAAACAAAUUCAAGCACAGAAGCGAAACCAGAUGAUUCUAGAGUUAAACUCUUUAAAGCAAUAUUUCAUGAAAAGAGGCUUCAGCAUAAAGAUGUCAUCCAAAAUUUGUUAUCUCAAGACUAUAAAAAGCAGUAUAAAAUUAUAAAUCAAACAUUGGUAAAAUUAUUUGAGGUAAUGGGGCUAAGUAAAACAAUACUGGAGCAUUCAGGUUAUAUACCUGGACUCGAUGUGCCUGUAAAUAAUACUGUUUCUGAAGCAUUAGGACAAAUACUGGAUAAUACUGCUCUAUAUGGUGACUUUCAACUGAAACUACCUGAUAUAACAGAUCGUAUAAUGAAAAAUCAUCCUGACUGGCUUGUGCUUAUAAAAUGGGCAAUUGGAUUUUCCAAUUCAACUGAGCUCUUUAAUGAAAGCACCAUGCAUAUGAUUGAUUUGUUGUGCCAAGAAAUGAAUCUGAUUGAGAGAAGAAAAGAUUUUAUUAAUCCAUAUCGAAUGGCUGUUACGCUGGAAGAGCCAGUUAAAGAAGCUAAGCAAAAGAAGAGAGUCACUAUUAAAAAAGGUCCAAGAAUGAGCAAACAAAGGCAUACAGAAUUUUAAUUUAUAUUAAUGUGUUUCUGUUAUUACCUCUCAUUAAAGUAAAGCCAAUGUAAAUAAUAAAUAUUAAAGCUUCAGUUUUAAGAGAA
Stegodyphus dumicola is the source of this 1141-nucleotide messenger RNA. RefSeq names its product coiled-coil domain-containing protein 134-like. The record is from RefSeq and is a predicted model, not a curated record. NCBI's taxonomy places the organism in Eukaryota, Metazoa, Arthropoda, Arachnida, Araneae, Eresidae.